AUGCCAAGAGUUAGAGGAUACGGUGCAUUCGCAGUUAGUAUAGUGACGGUAGCCAGUGUCUACAUGGGUGCGAAAUUCUUUCAACCGAUCGUGGUUGAUCAACUCAGAAAGGACAACAAUUUAAGGCCAGAUGUGGACGUUCCGCCGCUAUCCAGCGAUGCCACUGCUAGCCUUGCCAAGGACAGACCUCAUUCCUGA
This is a messenger RNA of Kazachstania africana CBS 2517, 198 nucleotides long. RefSeq names its product Ecm19p (gene ECM19). The transcript has a single exon. Lineage: Eukaryota; Fungi; Ascomycota; Saccharomycetes; Saccharomycetales; Saccharomycetaceae. The coding region runs from base 1 to 198 and encodes 65 amino acids. The record is from RefSeq and is a predicted model, not a curated record.